Anas platyrhynchos (mallard) is the source of this 2569-nucleotide messenger RNA. Its product is annotated as T-cell surface glycoprotein CD1b-3. The record is from RefSeq and is a predicted model, not a curated record. NCBI's taxonomy places the organism in Eukaryota, Metazoa, Chordata, Aves, Anseriformes, Anatidae. Gene Ontology annotation, cellular component: external side of plasma membrane. Gene Ontology annotation, biological process: antigen processing and presentation, endogenous lipid antigen via MHC class Ib; antigen processing and presentation, exogenous lipid antigen via MHC class Ib; positive regulation of T cell mediated cytotoxicity. Gene Ontology annotation, molecular function: endogenous lipid antigen binding; exogenous lipid antigen binding; lipopeptide binding.
AUGGCACAAAGCCCUGCUAGUAGAGGGUUCAGACUAGAUCUAAGCAAAAAUUCUACGUGACAACGGGGAGAUGGAAUGAGGGCUGUGGCUCCUGCAACUCCCAUUUCUAUGGCCUGGAGGCACUUGGAGAGGGGAGGCAGUGGGUGACACCGAAGAAGGUGGGAAGAGAAGGGGAGCACCAGGUUGCAGCCCAAUCACAAGCUGACAGAGCUCAGCCAAUGCCAGGUGGCAGGGGGAAUGGUGUCAGGACAGCAAGUGGGGACCAUUGUCCCCUCCACACCCCUCAUGGGGUACCUCUGCACCGGGUCUCAGUCUCCAGGAUCCAGGGACAGUGACAAACAGGCAUGGGGCCAGUGCCCAUCUUGAGAGAAUGGAGAGCCAAGGCACGAUGCUGGGCUGUUGAAAUGGAGUUUGUGUCCCCCAUGGGAAAGAUGGUCAUGUCGUGGCAAACCUGCACAGUUCGUUUUCAGGGGUGGCAGCGCAGGUGGGAUAGAGAUUUCUGUGCCAUGCAGGGUCGAUAGCUCCAGAGGCAAAUGGCAGCUAGAGAUGUUCCCAUCACUGACAGUGAACAUGGCCCACAGCAAGGCUGGACCCCAACCCUCACCAGCAGUGGUAUAGAGGAGCUAGCCACCUGCACCUUCUAGGUAUUGGGGUGUCACCAUGUCCAUAGGGAACCCUAUGUACAGCAAGUGGGACAGCCUUACAUCCACAUUCCCCCCAGGGCCAGGGUGCCAGAGCCCAGCCCCGCCUUGGAAGGAACCUUGGGGCCCUCCCCGAAACCUCAGUGCUUGUCCUAUUGGGUGCUAGGCACAUAAUGGCACAGCGGGAGCUUCCUGGGUAGAGCUGCCUUGGCGAGAAGUUUGCGACCCUGGCUGCUUCACUCCUUUCCUCCUCCUGCAGUAACUGCAAACUUAGGGUCUCACCACUUUCACCAUGCAGCACCCUCUCUUCCUCCUCCUCCUCCUCCUCCUGCAUGGCACAUGGGCAGAUCCAGAAGGGUCCUUCACUGUCCGGCUGCUCCAGAUUUCCACUUUCCAAAACACCUCCUUUGUGGACACAGAGGGAUUUGGCCUGCUGGAAGACAUAGAGCUUGGGGCUCUGGACAAGCGCACCUGGAAUAUCCACUUCUAUCAGCCCUGGGUGCGCCCAGCCCUGCCCCGCAGUGACUGGGACACCAUUGAGAACAUGAUAAAAAUCUACCUGCAGAAGUUCAGCCACCUGAUCAAUGAUGGUGCUAGUGCGAGGGAUGUGCCCUACCCUUUUGUGGUCCAGUGCAUGGCAGGCUGUGAGCUAUACUCCAACAGGACCUCCCGUGCCUUUGCCUAUGUGGGCUACAAUGGCCAGGACUUCCUCAGCUAUGAUGUGGACCAUGGCAAGUGGAUCCUCUAUGAAGACACCGAUCUGUCACGGUAUGUCCAGGCCACUCUCCAGAAUUACACCGCCUUCAGUGAGCUGGUACAAGUCCUCUUCAACGAUACCUGUGUCGAUGACAUGGAGUUGUUACUGCGGUAUGGGAAGGCAGCUCUGGCAAGACAAGAGCCACCCGCGGCCACCGUCUUCGCUCGUGCACCUAGUCCAGCCCAGCUCCUGUUGGUUUGCCAUGUCACUGGCUUCUACCCGCGGCCCAUCAGUGUGGCCUGGCUGCGGGAUGGCCAGGAGGUGCUGCCAGGCCCAGCGCUCACCACUGGUGCCAUCUUGCCCAACUCUGACCUCACCUACCAGCUCCGCAUCGUGCUGGCCGUGAGCCCUGGCGAUGGGCAUAGCUACACCUGCCGUAUACGCCACCGCAGCUUGGGUACUCGCAGUCUCCUUAUCCCCUGGGGAAACUCGAAGGCUGUGCUGAUCUCGGGGCUUGUGGCUGCUCUUUCGGCAGGUGUGACUGUGGCUGCCAUCGUGGUGCUUUGGGUCUGGAGACGUAGAAAAUACCAGAAGAUGGAGCAAUCAGAGCCCACGAGCUCCAUCGUGAGUAAUGAAGCUUAGCCCAGGAGACAGCAAACAAUUGCCUUUUGAUUCCACCACCCUCAUGAAGAUAAAAUCUCUACCUUGUUCUGCUGCAGCAAACCUCUGGGCACUGCCAGAAGUGAGAUUGACUUGACUUGGAGCUCCAGUGGGAAAACCUGGGCAGGUCCUGACCUGUUUCAGUUUACUAAAUAGACAGGCAUACAGGUCUAAGAUCUUAUAUAUAAGGUCUUAUAUAUAAAGAUAUAUAUAUAAAGAUCCCUUACCUCAUGGAUCUGCCUGUGCACCUGCUGAAGCUUUUUAAGGUACACCAAUCCCCAGUGGCAAUUACUACUAGUUCUGGUAUAACAAUAUGUUUAGGCAGUAAGUUGUGUCCUUCUGUUGUCACUUUCUAUUACCUUUUUUUUUUUUUUUUUUUCUCCCCAAAACUGCCUUUAUUAACAAUAUUCCAGAAAUAUUUAUGCUGAACCUGAAUUAUGGCAUGCAGACUAACACCACUUGGCCACAAACCAUGUUUGAAAGCAUUGAGUAACACUGAAACUGAUGUAAUUUGUGGGAGUAGCAGAUGUGUAUAAAAUGAAAUUAAACAUUGAUAUUUUCAUCAAGAACA